Molecule: messenger RNA, 1304 nt
Organism: Phycodurus eques (leafy seadragon)
Lineage: Eukaryota; Metazoa; Chordata; Actinopteri; Syngnathiformes; Syngnathidae
Gene: foxd7
Product: forkhead box D7
Exons: 1
Coding region: 229-1170 (313 amino acids)
Biological process (GO): anatomical structure morphogenesis; cell differentiation; regulation of transcription by RNA polymerase II
Molecular function (GO): RNA polymerase II cis-regulatory region sequence-specific DNA binding; DNA-binding transcription factor activity, RNA polymerase II-specific
Source: RefSeq, a predicted model, not a curated record
CACCUUCGGAGGGCGCACGCACUUUUACGCACUUGUAUUCCCCCAUUUUAAAAGCGAAACUUUAGUAAUAAUUGGGGGUUCGGGAGUUUAUGGAUCUUCUGAAGAUCAAGGAGAUGCUGCUGGUUGUGCUCUCCUUUGUGCGCUCUCCCUUUUUGUGAAUGGAGAUGGGUCGUGCGUAAAAAGCGGACGUCCCUUUUGUUGCCAUCUGUUUGCAGGUGGACAUCUACUAUGACAUUGGGCUCGGAGAUUAUGGAGGAUCUUGUUAUCGACGUGGUGGGAGAAGGGCUGAGAGAGAACGGAGGGGAGCAGCUGGAGCCGGAGCGCACCGUGGAUGCGCUGACACCUCACGGGGAGGAGCGGGACUCGGACUCGUGCAGCCCUCCGCAAGAGAAAGGUCCCGCGUCGGUGAAGCCUCCCUAUUCGUACAUCGCCCUCAUCACCAUGGCCAUCUUGCAGAGUCCGAAAAAGCGCCUCACUCUCAGCGAGAUCUGCGAUUUUAUCAGCCACCGCUUCGUCUACUACCGCGAGAAGUUCCCCGCUUGGCAGAACUCAAUCAGGCACAACCUGUCUCUCAACGAUUGCUUUAUAAAGAUGCCCAGAGAGCCUGGGAACCCCGGGAAGGGCAACUACUGGACCCUCGAUCCCAACUCCUCUGACAUGUUUGAGAACGGCAGUUUUUUGCGCAGGAGGAAGCGCUUCAAGCGGCAACAUUUCCGAUACAAGGAGCACCAUCACGCGGAGCCCGGUGCACUGCACGCAUUCCCGCAUGGACACUUCGGGUUGGGGGCACCCGCACUCCAGCUACCCACUCUGGAUAUUUACCCCUAUAUGCAUCAACAUCAGCAUCAUCAUCAGCAUCAUCAUCACGCACCCAUCCCACCUGUCAGCAGCAUCCUGCCGGCUCUUUCCAGCUUCUUCUCCCGGAGCGCCAUCACAGCCAAAGCCUUCCUCCAGUCGCAGCCGGCCAUCGAAGCCUUCUCGGCGGCUCACUGCGCCGCCUACUCCGCCCCUAUGGCUCCCGGAACAGCUUUCACGUCCCCGGCGCUUUUCCACCCGGCGGUGUCCUCACCUCACCUGCAGGUCACCUUGCAGCAGGAGUAUCACAAGUUACACACUCGGCGUGGAACUUGUGAGCUGGCAGCUAAACACGGCGGUGAUGACAAUGAAUAAACUAUGUUGGGUGCAUGCGCAGGACUUUGAAUUUUCUCAGGUAACAAAGACAAUUUUGGCAAUCCGUAAAAAUGUUGUUUUAUUUUUUUAUACUUGAACAUCUAUACCCUUUCUUCUUCUUCUUUUUUUUUUAU